AUGACUCACAAUAGUUCAAUGGAAACAUCGUCUCUUCUUUACACAUUUGUUACAGUCAUCUGUUUGAUGACAGGAUGGCUUGCCGAUUAUGGCAAUGCCCAGUUAGUGAAUUGCAAAGCAUCUGACAGAGAAACUCUUAUUGACUUCAAAAACGGACUCGUGGAUCCAAAGAACCUGCUCUCAUCAUGGGAAGGGAGCAAUUGCUGUCAAUGGUGGGGAGUAGGUUGCAACAAUUGGACAGGAGAUGUUAUUGUUGUUGAUAUCCACAACCCAGAUAAAUUUCUUAACUUUACUAAUUUUAGUUCACUUGCUGUGUUAGACCUUAGUCAUAACAUCUUUCACUCAUUCCCUCAAUGGCUUGUGAACGUCAGCAGCCUCAUGUACAUUGAUCUCAGCUUUAACUCCAUUUGGGAUAGCAUUCCAGUUGGUUUUACAAAGCUGCCAAAUCUGCGGUUCUUGAAUCUUAGGGGCAACGGUCUCAUGGUCAGCACCUAUCAAUUGUUCGAGGAGAGUUGGAGCAAAAUAGAAGUUAUUCAAUUGGGAUUCAAUUUUGUGCAGGGUAAGCUACCACCUUCUAUUGGAAACUUGACAUCUCUCACUCAUCUUGCUUUGCCAGGCAAUAGUAUAGAGGGCAACAUUCCGAACUCAAUUUUCAAGCUUUGCAGUCUGGAAUAUCUUGAUUUAUCAUAUAAUAAUCUAACAGGAAGUUUACCUGAACACCUUGAAGGGACAAAGUAUUAUCUUUAUGAAAGUCCAUUGCCUCAUUUGCAGAACUUGGUGUUGACCAGAACUCGUUUGGUUGGUAUAUUGCCAAAUUGGUUGGGUCAACUUCAAAAUCUUGUUCAACUAAAUUUGGAUUCCAAUUUCUUCCAUGGUUCUGUCCCUGCUGCUUUUGGGACAUUGAGACAUUUAGCUAUCUCAAACUUGUCCAUCCUAGAUGUCUCUUCCAAUCGUUUGACUGGAACACUCCCUGAUAGUUUGGGCAAGCUUUCUGAAUUGUCAUUCCUAGAUGUUUCUUCCAAUUGUCUCACUGGUAUUGUCUCUGAAUCUCAUUUUGCAAAGCUAACAAAAAUCAAAGUCCUAAGCUUUUCUUGGAAUUCUUUCAUUUUCAAAAUUAGUCCUAAUUGGGAUCCACCAUUUCAAGUUGAGUCCCUCAUGCUGUCUUCAUGUCGUUUAGGUUCAUUUCCAGGAUGGCUUAAAUCACAAAGGCAUCUUCUUGAUCUGGAUUUAUCAAAUGCUAAUAUGUCAGGCCCUAUACCCAGUUGGUUUUGGGAUAUUUCUGGCAACCUCUCUUUGUUAAACUUUUCUUCCAAUUCAUUAUGGGGUCAAUUACCAAAUAAAUUCAAAGUACAUUUUAAUGCAUUCACUGAUUUGAGUUUCAAUCUCCUUGAAGGGCCAAUUCCUCUUCCAACUAACCAAAUUAUAAUUUUAAAUCUUUCUCAUAACAAUUUUUCUGGCCCUAUCCCAGAAAAUAUUGGUGACUUGUCAUUCCUUAGCUUCUUUUCUCUUGCAAAUAACCAAAUUUCUGGUGAAAUCCCAACAUCUAUAGGGGAACUGCAGGUAGCAAGUGUCAUUGACCUUUCAAGGAACACUUUAACAGGAAGCAUUCCUAAGAGUAUAGGCAAUUGCCUUUACCUGGAGGUCCUUGAUCUUCAGAACAACAAUUUAUCAGGAAAAAUUCCAAGGUCUUUGGGUCAGUUAUCUGAUCUUCAAACAUUGCAUCUGAGGGACAACAUUAUCACAGGAAAACUCCCUUCAUCCAAUGCCUUUUCAGGAAAAAUUCCUUCUGCACUGUUGAAUUUGACUUCUUUGAAAAUCCUGGAUCUAGCAGAAAAUCAGCUGAGUGGAAGCAUUCCUCCAGGAAUGAGUAAUCUCAACGCCAUGACUCAAGAACAAAAUAUUAAGCAGGAUUUAAUUUAUGGGUGGGUGGCUGGUGUCUAUUAUGAAGAAAAUGUAAUUGUGAAUACGAAAGGCCAGUCUUUAGAAUACACAAGGACUCUUUCCUUUCUAACUUGCAUAGACCUUUCAGGGAACUAUUUACAUGGAGAGUUCCCACAUGAAGUAACAAAAUUGGCAGGAUUGGUGGUUUUGAACUUGUCAAGGAAUCAAAUCAGUGGUCAAAUUCCCCAGAGCAUUUCAGAAUUGCAUCAGUUGGCAUCACUUGAUCUAUCAUGUAAUAUGUUUUCUGGUCCAAUUCCUUCAAGCAUCAUCUCAAUGUCCUUUCUGGAGUUCUUGAACAUGUCAUACAAUAAUUUCUCAGGAAGAAUCCCUUACGCAGGACAAAUGUCAACUUUUGAGGCGUCUUCUUUUUCUGGGAAUCCUGGACUUUGUGGUGCUCCUCUUGCUGUUGAAUGUUCUGAUUCUGGUCCAUCUAUUCCAGGAAUCAAUGGUGAGAUUGAUAAUGGCGAUGGAUACAUUGUUGAUAAGUGGCUUUACCUUGCCAUUGGGCUGGGAUUUGCAGCUGGUGUGCUGAUUCCUUAUCUGCUUAUGGCAUUUAAAAGGACUUGGAGCUACAUGUACUUUGAUUCUGUGGACAAAGUUGCUGAUGCAUUAUUAUAUUUGCGUUGCAAAACAUCAGCUUGUUUUAGGAACCAUUGUUAUCAUCGACGUUAA
Messenger RNA from Manihot esculenta (cassava), 2613 nucleotides. Its product is annotated as receptor-like protein EIX1. NCBI's taxonomy places the organism in Eukaryota, Viridiplantae, Streptophyta, Magnoliopsida, Malpighiales, Euphorbiaceae. The transcript is spliced from 4 exons. Gene Ontology annotation, molecular function: receptor serine/threonine kinase binding. The record is from RefSeq and is a predicted model, not a curated record. Bases 1 to 2613 code for a protein of 870 amino acids.